This is a messenger RNA of Clupea harengus (Atlantic herring), 1236 nucleotides long. It is a transcript of the gene akip1, whose product is annotated as A-kinase interacting protein 1. Gene Ontology annotation, cellular component: nucleoplasm. The record is from RefSeq and is a predicted model, not a curated record. Lineage: Eukaryota; Metazoa; Chordata; Actinopteri; Clupeiformes; Clupeidae. Gene Ontology annotation, biological process: regulation of non-canonical NF-kappaB signal transduction.
UGCUGUACGGAUGUGUUGUUACGGAUUAAGAAAAGGGAGGCGUAGAGGGGGUUUAGGAGAAAGUCAUUACCCAUGAGUGACUGCGCGAGGAGUCACCCUCUCUAAAUGCAAUAAGAUUUUCCUCUGCAGCCGCGCGACGAUUCCACGGUGCUUCAAUACAGCGGUGGCAGGCAUACGCACAGAGCAAGUAUACAAAACAAACAGCCAUCGAUUAUGCGUACGGUACAGUGAUACACUGAGAGAGCUACGUUACAAGUUGUUUGACAAGUCGAGGAUUUGACAUGUAAAGCGGUUCGAAAAUAGGCGCCCUAACCGGCUCUGCACAGCCAUACUGAACAUGACGAGCCAUUCCUGGCUAGAGUCAUCGCUUCACCGCUCUUCCAAACUCGGACGUGAAGUAUUGGAGAGAGCGCGCAAACGGAGUGUGCGCUGGUCGAACACUAGUCCAUAUGGCAGUCGCACUUCACUUGAAUCUACUGGGGAUAUACACCAAUUAGACGUCAAGAAGAUACAGGAAGACCCAGUCAAUCUACAUAAGAGUCUGGAUAAUGCCUUUGACAGAGUAGUGGAAUUCAUGGAUCAUACAUCUUAUGAGUGCAAGAACUUCUACAAGUCAGUUCCAGAUCCCAGUGACGACGAUCGGGAACAUAUAUGUCGCUUUCAUUCAGGUAGACCAGCUAGACCCUCACCUCCACCCCCCUCCACCUGCGGUAGGAAACGUAGUCCUGUACCUGUAAAGGACUCUGUGAAGAGUCAGUGCGGACCUGAGGAUUUCCACAUUGUGCUGUCUCCAGGAAGCUACGCCAUUACUGCUGGCGUACCGGGUGCCUCUCCGCAGACACAGGUGGUGCGCGUCAACCCUGGAGAGAGCAUGAGCCUCACCUUUAACAUUUGACCUCUCUCUUAUGAUCAACAGUGAGACUUUCUUUACAUGGAAAGUGUGUUUGUGUUCUUUCACAUGAGUGAGUGUGUUUCUGCUGCUAUUGAGAUCUCUACUGAGAUGGGUAUAAUGCCUUUGUUUGAAUGUUAGUUCAGCCAUUUUCUUCUUUAAAUUAAUUAAAUGUAUUAAAAGCACAUUUUAAAUAUUCAUAUAUAUUUUUGUAAGAUUAUGUAAUUAAGUCUGACUUUGACAUACAUCCAAUUCAUUUUGAGUGAUAUGAAAUUGCCUUGUAUUGCCAGAGUGAAUGUUUUAUAGUUAUCUGUCAAUAACUGUAUUAAACAAAAAAUAUAAAUCUA